AUGAGCAGAAACAUUGCAAUUGGAGAGGAAAUCUAUGACAAUUGUCGAGCGGUCUGUCACUGUGGACACGACGCCCGACUCAACUGUGCGGCCAUAGAGUGUCCGCACAAUUUUGCGCCCCACGUCUCCGAUUGUCUCGAAUGGGAUAUUGACCCCCAUUUCAUACCCACUCCACCCAAUUGUUGUCCAAAACCCAAAUGCAAAAAUGACGGCUCGUGUUCUUUCGCUGGAAUUCGUUUUCCAAACUUUAAACACAUUCCUCAGGAACUGCUUCCGUGUGGCACCAGAUGUGUGUGUCUUAAAGGCAAAGUUGACUGCGAAAACCGCUGCCCUUCAGUACCCGAUAUUCCACCGCCACAUAUGCCGUGUCCGACAACACACGCCUAUAGGGGUCAUCUGCCCGGCGAUAAUUGUUGUCUCCAUUGGUUAUGUCGAGAACAGGAGAAGUCAACAAAUCAUUGCUCACACAAUGGAAAGCGGUAUAAAUUGGGUGAACAAUGGGAUGAGAAGGGACAGGGGGUUAAGAGGCGCUGUCAGUGUAGUAUUAACAAUGGAUUGCCUAACGUUCAGUGCCAUCCCGGAGGAUGUCCGCAAAUAACCGAUCGCUUCUUACAGCCGACCCUCGACUGUCCCAAUCCUACUGUUGUCAUACCUGACGAUCCCCUCGUACUCUGUCCUUACGUUAUAUGCAAUGACUCUAAAGAUUCAGGCCGCGAUUUAGAGCACGUGAAUAUUGUGGCGAUAAACUCGACGUCCGCGCGGAUCCGCUUCACACUGCCAUCGCUUUUGGUGGGACUGAUAGGUCACGCGGAGCUGCACUACACCACUGACAUGAAUAUACCUCGAUCUCAAUGGAAUAUCCAGAAGUUUGCGCGACCCAAACGACUCUUUGACACCGCGAACAUUGAAUACCAUUUGGGAAAUCUGAGUCCAGACACCACUUACUUCUUCCAAAUACAAGUGAUCAUCGAAGCCCUCCAAUCGGGUCCCGAAAGCCAAGUCUACAAACUAUAUUUGCCUCCAAUCCCGUCCACUGCCAGCACUACCACCUCAACCACAACUGUUCCGCCAAUGAUAAUGCUUGACGUUCAGCUCAAUGCCGUCUCCAAUGAUUAUAAGACAUUGAAAAUUUCGUGGAGAGUAUUCAGUCCUCAGGAGAAGAAGUUCAUUGACGGCAUUCAGAUUCGCUAUAAAAACGCCGAAAAGGAUCAAAACGAAUGGAAGACAACACCAAUACUGCACAGAGAUGUCAGGUCUUAUAUGUUGAGGGAUUUAGAGCCCGGAGUGUCUUAUGCCGUCGACUUACUCUUUACGCCAAAUCCUGAUAUUGAAACGCAUAUCAUAUCUACGAAACCAAUAGUGAUUGAUAUGCCUUCGUCUCCGAAAGACUUGUUUGACAUAACUGUCACAAUACAUCCCAAUGAUGUGAAUGUAGACACGCUGUACACCACAAUCAAGAUGAAUGAUCUGCCGUUUCCUAUCAAUAAGUUUAUUAAUGUUGUGAAGAUAUCGUACAGAAGUGAAGAUAGUAUGGAAUUGUUGCACACAUUCAAAGACCCGGACGAAGAGGGAAGGAUUGUUUUGGAUGGACUCAAACCUAACAGAAGAUACAAAGCAUGGAUUGAUCUCUACUUAACGAAUGGUAAGACUGUCUCAUCAAAUGCCAUUGAAUUCACAACAAAAGAUAGAGCGCUGUCGGCAAACAUCGAUAAGAUAGACAUUUCGGCCAAUGAGGCGGAAGCGCUUCGGGAAAGCGAUCUAAUGGACGGAAGAUAUUUCUAUUGUCUGGUCAUUGUGUCGGUGUUCGCGGCGGUCACUGCAAUCGCAUUCGUCGUUGUCUUAUAUUUUUUGCUCCGAAAGCAAUCGUCAGCGAAAGCGCCGAUCACUAGAGCGCCGUCGGAAUCCGCUUACGAUAACCCGACUUAUAAAACCUACGAAAUCGGCGAAAGACCAGUCGAAGAGAAUGGUAUUGAACAAUAA
Medioppia subpectinata is the source of this 1980-nucleotide messenger RNA. The record is from the annotation of a GenBank genome assembly. Lineage: Eukaryota; Metazoa; Arthropoda; Arachnida; Sarcoptiformes; Oppiidae.